Molecule: messenger RNA, 681 nt
Organism: Closterium sp. NIES-65
Lineage: Eukaryota; Viridiplantae; Streptophyta; Zygnematophyceae; Desmidiales; Closteriaceae
Source: the annotation of a GenBank genome assembly
AUGAGGCAGCGAGCAGCAAUGGACGGCGACUCGAGCGGGGGCGGCGCCGCUGCUAGGAAGGGUGGCGAGGAGCCAGAGUUCCUCGACUCGCAAGGUUGGGCGGUGGUGCUGGGAAGGGUGGUGCUGGCAAGGGUGGUGCUGGCAAGGGUGGUGCUGGCAAGGGUGGUGCUGGCAAGGGUGGUGCUGGCAAGAGUGGUGCUGGCAAGGGUGGUGCUGGGAAGGGUGGUGCUGGCAAGGGUGGUGCUGGCAAGGGUGGUGCUGGCAAGGGUGGUGCUGGCAAGGGUGGUGCUGGCAAGGGUGGGAUGCAUGGCAGUGGCAAGGAUCUGCAUAUCGCUGUUGCUACUCGCAUAUGCAUUGUUCAUGGUGCAUGGGGUCAUCAACCUCGUGGUCUCUCCCUGGAGCCAGGUGGCAUCAGUAGCAGCCUCCGUCUUUCUCCCUGCCUCCCUCUGGCUGCAUGGCACCACACACCACCUUCUCUUCAUCCGUCCUCUCAUUCCGCCUCCUCUUUUCUCCCUCCCUCUCCGUCCCUCCUCUCCCUCAGACGUGGCAUCAGUAGCAGCCUCCGCCCUUCUCCUCGCUUCCCUCUGGCUGCACGGAUCAACUCGUCACCUUCUCUUCACCUCUUCUGCUGCUCUCUCCGCUGCGCUUGCUCUCUUCUGGUGCUACACCCUGCUACAGUAA